GAGAAUACUUCGCACCUUGUCGUCCGCCGGCCUCGUUACGUCAUCACCAGUUUGUGUGUGUGGAUGCCGCUUCGAGAUCAAUUCAAAACAUACAUGAAUUUAUAUGUCUAGUUUCAGAAGGGUGUCUAGAGAUUUUCUAUUGUUAGGCCUUUGACACGUAAGAUCAAGACAUUUCAAUGGCAGGUUUAAAGUAACUCAAGUUAGUGUUAUAUAACAGUGUAAGCUGAACGAUACUUCAUUUAGCAUGCUACGUCAAUGUAGAAGAGCUAGCUAGCCACCAUACGCUGUCUUCGGUCUUGACAACGUGAUCAACCAUUCUUCUGUAUUUAUAACGGAUUUGGAUCCUAUUCACUAUGAAGUGCCAUUAUGAAAUCUUGGGGGUGAAACGGGAUGCAGGAGACGAUGAUCUCAAGAAAGCCUAUCGCAGAUUGGCAUUGCAAUGGCAUCCUGACAAGAACUUGGACAAUGCUGAAGAGGCAUCAGAGCACUUCAAACUCAUCCAGGCAGCCUACGAGGUUCUGAGUGACCCGCAAGAAAGAGCCUGGUAUGAUAACCACAGGGAGGCCCUGCUGAAGGGAGGGGUGAGCGGGGAGUACAAGGACGACAGCGUGGACCUGCUGCGGUUCUUCACAGUCACCUGCUACUCCGGAUUCGGGGACGAUGAGAAGGGUUUCUACACUGUGUACCGCGGUGUGUUUGAGUCCAUUGUCAAUGAGGAGAUGGAGCACAGCAAGGAGGAAGACGAGGAUGACGAGGAAAGCUUCCCCUUCUUCGGAGACUCCCUGAGUGACUACGAUACGGUGGUGCACCUGUUCUACGGCUACUGGCAGAGCUUCUGCACGCGCAAGAACUUUGCCUGGAAGGAGGACUACGACACGCGGCAGGCGUCCAACCGCUGGGAGAAGCGCGCCAUGGAGAAGGAGAACAAGAAGGUGCGCGAGAAGAACCGCAAGGAGCGCAACGAGCUGGUGCGCCAGCUGGUGGCGUACGUGCGCAAGCGGGACCGCCGCGUGCAGGCCCACAAGGUGCUGGUGGAGGAGCAGAACGCUGAGAAGGCCAAGAAGGCGGAGGAGCUGCGGCGGCAGCAGAAGCUGAACCAUGCCAAGCUCGCGGGGGAGUACAAGGAGCAGAGCUGGGCGGCCAUGUCGGAGCUGGAGAAGGAGCUGCAGCAGAUGGAGGCGCAGUACGGGAAGGAGUUCGGGGACGCCUCGGAGAGCGAGGAGGAGGAGGAGAGCGUCGACGGGCAGGCGAAAACCAACGGAGGAGAAGGCGGACCUGAUGAUGAUGAUGAGUUGGCGGUUGAAUACUAUGAUGACCUUUACUGUCCUGCGUGUGAUAAAUCCUUCAAGUCGGACAAAGCAAUGCUGAACCACGAGAAAUCCAAAAAGCACAAGGAGUUGGCGGCGUUACUACGGCAACAGCUCGAGGAGGAAGAUGACAUGCUUGGCCUGAACUCUGAACGGAAAAGCAAGGGAGAGGAGGAGGAGGAAGAGGAGGAAGAGGUUGAAGAGCAGGGGCCAAGGACGAAGCUGUCCAAAAAGCAGAAGAAGAAGAAGAAACAGAAGAAGGCGGAGCAACAGAAAACUGCAGAAGUGGGAGAGGUGGUGGAGGAGACGAAGGAAGAGAAGGAGGAGAAGAAGGAAGAGGGGGAGACGAAGGCAGAAGAGUCAGCCCAAUCGCCCGAAUCGGCCCAGUCCCAGUGUAAAGAUGAGUCCGAACCAACGAACGCGUCCACACCGGAGUCCCACGGCCAGGCUACCCCUCCCCCCACAGAGGUCAAAAGCAGCUCUCCAGCUGUGACCAAGGGAAAGAAGGCAGGAGGAAAGGAGAAGAAGAUUGUCCCGAUGAGCUCCACAGAGAAUAACCAUGAGAAGGACGGCAUCAUGCACUGCGUCACCUGCCACUACGAGUUCUCCACCAGGAACAAGCUGUUUGACCACCUCAAGACCACCGGCCAUGCCACGCCCCUCUCCUCAUCUGGCUCCGCCCCCAAGAGCAAGAAGGAAAAAAAGAAAGCCAGAUAACAGAUCGAGUGCAGGACCCCAGAAGGGGUUUGACUUUUGCAUGGAUCCGAAGAUGGAAAUUCCCCUUACCUCAGAGGGGAAGGGAAAAUGGACACACAAAGACAUCUCAACAAGUGCUUUGAGAUGCUUUUAGUUUUCCGUGUGGCGGUGUGUGUUGUGCAUUGUAUAUUUAAGAGAUUGGUUUUUCUGUACAUCGACAUGUCCUUUAUUAGAAAUAAUGCAUUUCAUCCUACGCCGGAAAGUAAGAAUUAGUAAGAAUAAGUAUUGCGUUGAUACUGGUGGUAUUCAGAAAUUGGAAGAGAAAAACAAUUCGUUCCAAUAGAUUCCGCUUCAUAUUUUCCUUUUCCGGUCGACAAUAGCAGGCUUUUUUAUUUUUCAUCAUUCACAGCAUGUGAAAUGCCAUAUACAUAUUGGACUGAAAUGUGCCCAAAUCAAACCUAAUUCUAGUACAAUCUGGGCUGUACAUGAUUAAAAAUGGGUGGUCAGUCCAUAGAAUAAUUUGUUAUAUCAAAUCAAAACAUAUACGUGCCAGACACCUAUAUUAAAAUCCAAAGUUGUACAAUGAAAGUAAAGAAGUAUAAUUUGUCAAUCAUAAAGUGUGUCUGUAGUAGUAGGUGCUAGGGUGAUUGACAGGUGGCU
Messenger RNA from Gadus macrocephalus (Pacific cod), 2663 nucleotides. RefSeq names its product DnaJ heat shock protein family (Hsp40) member C21 (gene dnajc21). Gene Ontology annotation, molecular function: zinc ion binding; nucleic acid binding. The transcript is spliced from 12 exons. Bases 354 to 2024 code for a protein of 556 amino acids. The record is from RefSeq and is a predicted model, not a curated record. Gene Ontology annotation, cellular component: cytoplasm. NCBI's taxonomy places the organism in Eukaryota, Metazoa, Chordata, Actinopteri, Gadiformes, Gadidae.